AAGCAAGAAGUGGGCAUGGAGAGGCCAUGCGCCUUACUAAAAAGAAGCAACCAUAAAUAGAAACAAAGAAAGCUAUCCUUAUUUAUUUAAGAUUUUUCCCUUUCCCAUAGCCUAAAUCAAGUAGAGAUUGGAUUAGAUUAGAUCAUCUUCAUCUUGUUGGAUCCCAUGGAAAUAUUUCCACCUUCUUUUUGGGAUUUCAUCUACCUAUGGGAACCUUCAGCUGCUCUGUUUCUAAGUUUAUGUGUGCAGCUGGUUCUUGUUCCGAUGGGGUUAAAAAGAAAGCACAGCUCAAGCCAAUUCCUUCGUUUCUUUCUCUUAAUUGCAUACUCCUUUUCUGAUUGGAUUGCCAAUUUUUCAUUCGUCAUGCUUGUUGAAAGAUAUGGUACCGGCUGCUAUGACGAUUUCACCGACCCCAACUACAUCAUUAGAGCAUUCUUAGCUCAUUUUUUACUACUUCAUUUAGGUGGCUUUGACACUAUCACUGCCUAUUCAAUGGAAGACAAUGAAUUAUGGCUUAGAACCCUUCUUUCCUUGCUUGCCGUACUUGCUGCUUCAAUUUACAUCUUCUUGCAAGCCCUGCUACCAACUUCUCUAAAUUAUGUUUCCAUUCCUGUUAUUAUUGCUGGGAUAAUCAAGAAUUGUGAGAAGAUAUGGGCUUUGAGAUCCGCUUCCGCUGAACGCUUGCGAGAUUUUCUCGCCGUUUCAACUCCUUCUCCAAUCACCACCCAUAAUGAAGAGGAGGUGCAGGAUUUUGAGAUGCUGCACAUUGCUUACUACUUUUUCAACAGAGACAAACGGUUGUUUGUAGGUUUAGGUCCGACCUCUUAUGAUCUUCAACAAAAUCGCCUUUGCUAUUACGAAAAAUUCCAAUCUAACUCUGCUUUCAAAAUCAUUGAGCUUGAGCUUGGAUUCAUGUAUGAUUUCUUCUACACAAAAGCCUCCAUCAACCAUUCUCUUUGUGGACGUCUUUUUCGCCUCACUACCUUUUCUUCUCUUUUCAUCGCUAUUCUCACCUACUGCCUGAUUGAUAAGCAGGAAUAUCCUUCAACCUAUGUGAAUCUCAUAUUUCUCCUCUUCUUUGGAGCUUUGAGUAUUGAAAUCUAUUCACUUUUUUUAAUUCUAUUCUCUGAUUGGAAUGUAAUCUGGUUAUUGACCACUCAAUCCCCUUCCAAUCCCCUGCCUCGUCUUGCUUUAAAACUAAUCUCUCUUUGUGGAUGGUCUUUCAAGAAAAGAAGAUGCUCCAAUUCUAUUUCUCAGUACAAUCUAAUCUCUCAUUGUUUGAAACAGAAAAAUGAUGAUAGCUAUUAUUGCAAAUUCCACAACACCAAAACCAUGGCAGCAUUUUCAGUACAACGUCCCAUCUCUAAUAACCUUGAAGCACAUAUCUUCCAACAACUAAAGAAAAAGUUGGUACUUAACCAAGAGUAUGAUAGUGGUUAUAAUGAAAUUGGUUGGAGCCUAAAAUUAGAUUUGGACCAAUCCAUCCUCCUCUGGCAUAUCGCUACCGAUUUUUGCUAUUAUUCUUCGCCAAAAUUCAAAGAAAGUGAAGAAUAUUCAGAGUCCUGUAUUCCACCCCAAGAUAGCAUAUCGCUGUCUAACUUUUUGGCUUACUUUAUAGUGCACCAUCCUUCUUUAUUUCCCAGUAGAAUGAGUCAAAUAAGGCAUAAGGCUACUAGUGAAGAUGUGCUUGAAUUAUUGCAAGACAAGAAAUUAGGUAGGUGUAAUAGUAAUAUGUUGAAGAAUUUGGAGUUGAAGAUUGAGGUUGUUAAAGAAGAGAGAAAGGAGUCCAUGGUUUUGGAUGCUUGUCGUCUUGCAGGGAUUCUUGAAAAGUUAGAACAGUCACAGAAAUGGGAAAUAAUAGGGAAUGUGUGGGUGGAAUUGCUUGGACGUAUUUCAUGUGAAUUUGAAUGGUAUGAUCAUGCUAAACAUCUUACACAAGGGGGAAAUUUGGUAACUCGUGUCUGGAUUUUGAUGCAUCAUCUUGGAUGUGUCAAACCAAAUGACGUUUUCACUAUGCAUAUGCAAGAAGAUCAACAAGAUACAACACCACUUCUAGGCCAUGACAUUGUAGCAGAUUAUGUGGUGGAACAAAUGUUAAAUGUUAUAUUCAAUAAUAUUGUUUCUUCCCUCUAAAUUCAAAUUUUAGUUAGGUAAAUGAGACUACAAGGUUAUUGCAUACUUGGUGAAAUUGUUGCGGAUUUUGGAAAUUUGUAGCAUCAUAUCCUUGUGGUUAUUAAUGUAUUAAUUUUUUAUGUUUAAUAUUAUUAAUAAUUACUAGAGGAUAUAUUCUCACAA
Cucumis melo (muskmelon) is the source of this 2295-nucleotide messenger RNA. RefSeq lists its product as uncharacterized. NCBI's taxonomy places the organism in Eukaryota, Viridiplantae, Streptophyta, Magnoliopsida, Cucurbitales, Cucurbitaceae. The record is from RefSeq and is a predicted model, not a curated record. The transcript has a single exon. Bases 166 to 2133 code for a protein of 655 amino acids.